Messenger RNA from Racocetra persica, 314 nucleotides. The record is from the annotation of a GenBank genome assembly. Lineage: Eukaryota; Fungi; Glomeromycota; Glomeromycetes; Diversisporales; Gigasporaceae.
UAAAGAACAUUGUCGUGGUUGUUGCAAUGACAGAUUCAAACAUUUCAAAGAAUGAUUUGUCUGACAUUUGCCAUAGUUUAGGCGUGUCAACAGAAGGAAAUAAAGCAGACCUUGUACAAAGAUUAAAAGAUUUUCAAGGUUAUGGUUUCUAUGAGAAAAAUGCUAAUGAGCUGUGUGUGAAUAUUGAUGAUGAGUCAGUAAUUUCUGAUUAUCCUAACGAAACCACUGAAACGCUAAACCCCGAAACACAAGCAUUGAGAGAAUUGCUUCGGAAGUCCAACCCAAUGGACGCUAUGUCGCCAUCACCCUACUAG